Messenger RNA from Drechmeria coniospora, 747 nucleotides. RefSeq names its product FkbM family methyltransferase. Bases 1 to 747 code for a protein of 248 amino acids. Lineage: Eukaryota; Fungi; Ascomycota; Sordariomycetes; Hypocreales; Ophiocordycipitaceae. The transcript has 2 exons. The record is from RefSeq and is a predicted model, not a curated record.
AUGUCAAUUCAUAGAAACAUCGCUAUUCUCGGCGCUUUUAUCCUUUCAGUCGUUUUCCUCGGCGCGCUGUACCGCUACGACGAUAUUUUACCCAGAAAUGCGAUGCAGAACCGGAGCGGUGAAAAGCGGCGUUAUAUCUUUGUCGAUCUCGGUGCGAAUAACGCAGACUCAUUAGAGACCUUUUUGCAACAUGACGGCGCUAAAUUUGCCUACAAUUUUCCCCGUCCCGACUGGGCGACGCACGAACAGGCGGAGAUUUUCCUAUUCGAAGCGAACCCAUACUUUAAUACGGCGCUCGUCCAAGCCAAAGAGAAAUAUACUGCCCUAGGCAUAAAGGUUACCAUCUUUCCCUCAACCGUUGUCGAUAUCAGGGACGGCACACGCACUUUCUAUCUCGACACCGUUAACUCCGCCCAAGACUUCUGGGGCUCAUCUAUCUACGCGAACCACCCAGACGCCGUAAAGUCCAAAAGCAACGGUACCGAGCUCUCUGCUAUUAACUUAUCUCGCUGGCUACUUAUGAACACACUUCCCCGCGACUUUGUCAUCGUAAAGAUGGAUAUCGAAGGCUCGGAGUACCAGAUCCUUCCUCACAUGGCAGACAUGAGCGUGUGGACAGUCGUGGACUACCUCCUCGUUGAAUGGCACUCCUUUGGCCUGACCGAAGAAGAGCCCUUGGCUAGGGCUGCCGCAGAAAAGCUCAAGAAUGAGGGCGUGCAAAUGCCCCCCUAUGACUCUGGAGCUUGA